AUGGAGGAAGAUAACGAGGCAAAAAACUGCGUGUGCCAAGUGUGCGGCGGCCGUAGCUUCUACGAAAACGACGGUUUCUAUUAUUGCCAGGAAUGCAGUUCUCAGGCUCAAGGAAUCAUGCUCACCGACGUUGCCGACGAGGAUUUCUUCGAUAAAACCGGCGGCGGUGGCGGCGGCCUCUAUAGUGCUCGCUUCACCCGGCGUUCCCAGCCCACCCUUAGUCAGGGAACCGAAGCCAAUUUCACUUCCCAACUGUGGUACCAAUUCUCGCAGGAACCGGAGGAUUUUGCGGCGAAAGCGACGGGGACGCUCGAUUACGAGGAUUACUUCAAUGAGGUGAGGAUUAGGUACAUAAUGGGGAUACAGUGGAUGAUUCAGUUACAAUGCGAGGCUUUGGUUGAGAAUUUCGGUGUCAGCCCUUUGAUCUGUGGGAUUGCCUCUGCUGUUUGGUUGAGGCUCGUGGUUGUGGCUGGAGUGUUCAAAGAUGGCUGGGCUAAUGCCACAUUAACGGAAUCCGAGAUUCAAAACCGGGGGGAACCUUACGACAGUAAAGAUCAUCGCAAGCGCAGCAAUGAACCACAUAAUGCAUAUGGCCAGCGAGCUGUAAUGGUUUGGUUUAGGAGUUUGAGGAAAGUAAUACCUCUAGAUUACUCUUUGGCUAUCUGUUUUUUAGCUUGCCAUGUUGCAAGGGAAGCAGUUCUACCUACUGAUAUAGUGAAGUGGUCACUUGAAGGUAAGAUUCCUUUUUUUGCUGCCCAUGUUGAAAUUGAGAAGCGCUUCGAACAACCAUCGCUUGCCUGUCCGAUAAGUUCGUCCUUAAUGUUUAGGCCUUCUCAGCCAGUUCCUUUCCAGAAGUUGGAAGCAAUGGCAGCUAGUAUUUCCGAGUUAAUAGGUUUGAGUUUGCCACCAGUGAACUUCUAUGCAGUAGCGUCUUGCUAUCUCAAUCAACUGUCUGUUCCUGGCGAAAAGAUUCUUCCACAUGCUUGCCACAUCUAUGAGUGGUCAAUGCCUCCUGAUUUGUGGUUGUCAACAAAUGAGUUGAGAAUUCCCACUCGUGUCUGUGUGAUGUCGAUAUUGAUUGUAGCAAUUCGAAUGCUAUACAAUUUAAAUGGUUUUGGUGCAUGGGAAAGGAGCUUAUCUAAAUGUGUCCCUUCUGGAGUGAGGGGAGAUGCUGACAGGGAUACCGGCUACCUAUCUGAUGAGAUGCCUGAUUCAAGUGAAAAAAUGGUCAUCAAUGAACGCGUUGUUCAGGGAUUGAAGUUUGAUUCAGGGGAACUCUUGCGCAAUCUUGAGUCAAAGUAUAGUGAGAUUGGAGAACCAUGUGAAUUUGCGAAAGACUUGCCAUCAUAUCUCCAGUACUGCAAUGACGUGGUAUUUGCCGGAGGUGGUUCAUCUUCGCAGGACCAGCGGGAGGAAGAAGAAUUGAUAGAGAAGCUAUGGAAUUAUUACCAGAAUGCAAAGGAUUGCGAGUCCAGAGAAGAAGAGCCUGAGAUGCAUAGCUAUACUGUUAAUAAAAAAAGAUCAACGAGUGAUGACGAUGGUUAUAUCCCAACACAGCCAGUACCAAGGCAAUUCAGAGAGAUGUCAAAUGAAAGCCCCUCUCCUCAUAGUUCCAACAACCACGGUAGCGAUUCCCCGCUCCAGGAUUCUGAUAAUACCGACACUUCCGAAGAAAUCGCUCUCAGGAAAUUGAAAACGGACAUGGAGGAGAAUCAUUUCUGCUACAUCCCACCGAGGGUUAAUGCCAAGAGAUCUGGCUAUCUCCAAUAUGCAAGGAAACAGGAGGAAGGUAUUUUGAGAUAUGUUGCGCAUGCAGAUUACUACAUCCUGCUGCGUUCUUGUGCAAAAGUUGCUCAUGUCGAUAUAAGGAUCAUGCACAUUGCGGUGUUGGGUCUGGAGAGGAGAUUGGCUUGGUUGGAGAAAAGGAUUCAUCAUUGCUUGCAUUAG
Molecule: messenger RNA, 1947 nt
Organism: Linum trigynum
Lineage: Eukaryota; Viridiplantae; Streptophyta; Magnoliopsida; Malpighiales; Linaceae
Source: the annotation of a GenBank genome assembly